CAAAACCACCUCUUUCUUCAUACAUUUGUAUUUUAUCAAUUAUUAUGAUUAUGAUUACCAAACAAUAUAAAUAUAAUAUUUAAAUCUCAUCUUGUUUACAGCUUUUAAUACUUCGUUUUUUUUUUUAUUUCUCCAAAACAAAACUUUCAACAAUAGUAUGCUUAAAUUCUGACCAAACUUAUUACCUUCCACAUUCAUCAAUGGCGGUUUCUCCAACCAUCGUCUUUCCUCAACGACGUCGUCGACCAUCUCCAGCUUCAUUUCUCUCUCCGCAACUUUCCUCCAUUGAUCUCCUUCGCUCUCUGUAUUCUCUUUCCACCGAGAUAUCUUCGAUAGAUCCGCCUCGCAUUCUAUUUAAGAAGAAUUCAUCUUCUUUCGUCCGGAAAUGCUGCCUUUUAUCGAUGAUUUUCGAAGAUAUAUUUUUUCAAGUGAAUACUUUAAAGUUUCUGUCUCCUUCUUUGAUGCUUUGCUUUGAAGAAAUGUUUAUUGUACUUCAACGAAUUAAAGCUUUGAUUGAAGAUUGCUCCAAUGGCGGAAGUAAGUUAUGGCUUUUAAUGCAAAUUGAAUCGAUUUCAAUCACUUUUCAGGAGUUGACUAUGGAUUUGUGGACUUUGCUCGAAAUCCUUCCCGCAAAGGAGCUUAAAUUGAGCGAAGAUGUUGAUGAAUUGCGUAAUUUGAUGAUCAAACAGUGUUGUAAAGAUAAAUUGUUAGUUGAACCGAAUGAUAAUGGGUUGAGAUUUGAGCUUUUAUCUAUGCUUGAUUUGAUUAAGAAUGAAAUUGUUCCGAAUCACUCAAAACUCGCUGAGUUGUUUUCGAAACUCGGAAUAAGGGACUCAGCGAGUUGCCGGGAUGAGAUUGAGUGGUUAGAGGAUGAAAUUCAUUGUCAGAACGACGAGAAGUCAAAAUCCGAUAUUGUAUCGCUAAUUGGACUCGUAAAAUAUACGAAAUGCGUUCUUUUCAGCGCUUCUUCUUCGAGUAGUUCAAAUUCAAUCUCGGACGAAAAUUUUCAGUUCCGCCGAAAUUCUUCGUCGGAGAUGAAUAUUCCGUCGGAUUUUCGUUGUCCGAUAACGCUGGAUUUAAUGUCGGAUCCUGUCGUUGUGGCCACCGGACAGACGUACGAUCGAACCUCAAUCGUUCUUUGGAUCGAAUCAGGUCACAACACAUGUCCUAAGACGGGUCAAACCCUAGCCCACACAAACUUAAUUGCAAACAGGGCGUUGAAGAGCUUGAUUGCUAUGUGGUGCAGGGAACAUAGAUUUCCUUAUGCGGCGGGUGAAAGUAGUGAGGGAUUAAAUGGCGUUUCAAAUAAGGGGGCGCUAGAAGCAACAAAAAUGACAGUGUCGUUUUUAUUGGGAAAGUUAGGUUUGUGUUUGUAUCCGGUUGAGAUGGUAAACCGGGUUGUGUAUGAGCUUCGUGUCUUUGCUAAGACGGACUCGAAUAGUCGAGCUUGUAUGGGGGACGCUGGGGCAAUUCCUUUGUUAGUGCGUUAUCUAGGUUCAGAGCAUCGGGAACUACAAGUUAAUGCAGUGACAACUAUACUUAAUUUGUCGAUACUUGAGGCAAACAAGGCUAAGAUUAUGGAGAUGGAUGGGGCUUUAAAUGGGAUUAUUGAAGUGUUACGUUCGGGUGCUACUUGGGAGGCUAAGGCGAAUGCAGCUGCUACUAUAUAUAGUUUGUGUGGGUCGAGUGUUUAUAGGAAAAGGAUUGGAAAGAAGAUUCGUGUUAUUAAAGGAUUACUUGAGCUUACAAGAGAAGGGCCCACAAGCUCUAAACGGGAUGCCAUGGUGGCAAUAUUGGCCUUAGCUGGUGAUAGAGAGACUGCAGGGAGACUAAUCGAAGGUGGAGUGGUGGACAUGGUAAAGGAGGUUAUGGACGAGUUACCCGAAGAAGCAAUGACUAUUUUAGAAACUGUGGUUAAGAAAGGUGGUUAUGUUGCAAUUGCUGCGACUAGCCACUUAAUCGGAAGACUAGUAGCCGCACUGAGAAAUGGCACGGAUAGAACAAAGGAGAGCGCAAUUGCCACUCUUGUAAUUAUUUGUCGUAAAGGAGGACAGGACAUAGUGACCGAGCUAGCAAGAAUAACGACCAUCAAGAUGGUUAUAUGGGAGUUGAUGGGCAAUGGCACUGCGAGGGCUAAGAGAAAAGUUGCCUCGCUUAUGCGAAUACUCCGAAGACAGGCAACUGUUUUGGAAGGAGAUGUCUUAGAUGAGUUCUCCAUGACCGUAGCAUUGCAAUAGUAUAUGUCAAUUGUCAAUACUCAAUAUACUCGCAUAAUUGUAAAAAAAAUCCAAAUGUAGGAUGUGAAAUCCUAUGCUUUUUUCAUGUUUCGUUCCCUUUGAUUUCAAUGUACAUGGUUUCCUCAUCAUAUUGUAUACAAAUCUUGUCAAUAGCCACUUUUGGUGUGUUUAUAAACGUUAGAUAGACUUUGUUUGUUAAUGAAUAUAUUGAUUUCGACAAAAA
Amaranthus tricolor (Joseph's coat) is the source of this 2460-nucleotide messenger RNA. Its product is annotated as U-box domain-containing protein 16-like. Gene Ontology annotation, molecular function: ubiquitin-protein transferase activity; protein binding. The transcript has a single exon. The coding region runs from base 201 to 2237 and encodes 678 amino acids. Gene Ontology annotation, cellular component: nucleus; cytoplasm. The record is from RefSeq and is a predicted model, not a curated record. NCBI's taxonomy places the organism in Eukaryota, Viridiplantae, Streptophyta, Magnoliopsida, Caryophyllales, Amaranthaceae. Gene Ontology annotation, biological process: protein ubiquitination.